GAGAACUCAGUUCGAUUUUUCUGUCCGAGUGCAUGAAGAGUACCCUAACCUCUCGAAUUAUCGGCGCACUAUCGGUGUUUACUCCACAACAAUUUAAAAAACCACUGACAAUACAAAAUAAAUCACAAAAAUGCUGUCGCGAACAGCAUUGAUCAUUAACCGGCGUAUAAUAUCGACGACAACAGUGAAUUCUCAGAAAAUCUCCAGCAGAUCUCUUCAUAUUUCCCACCGGAUAAACAGCACCAUUAUUACUAGACACUCGACAUUGAAACUUACCCGGUAUUCACCGAUCCUGAGCAGUUCCUUUGUACGAUGUUUAAGUACAGACGACAGCUCUCAGAAAACAGAAAGCCUUGGCGCUAUUCUCCAGACAGCAAAACCCCCUGUAGAAGGCGCACCGCAAAUUCCCACGAAUAAUAUUGUCGAAAAUGUCACCCCGGAGGUUAUAACAACGACAAAUAUUGUGGAGAGUAUUCCUCCAGGAGCCGAUGUACUCCCUGUAAUUCCAGAGGUUCCUGUAGCACCUCCUGUCCCUCCACCUGAGGCAUUGGAGACAUUAUCAGUGCUGGCAGAGCCGACACUGAAAUCUCUAGGAUUGGGUUCAUGGUGGCCUUCAGGAAUCAUUCAACAAUUAUUCGAGCUGGUGCACGUGAACUUGGGUGUCCCCUGGUGGGGAACAAUCAUCAUAGGUACUAUUUGCGUGAGAACCUUGAUGUUUCCACUGAUUAUCCUGUCCCAGAAGAACGCAGCAAAUAUGCAUAACACUAUGCCAGGCAUGCAGAAGAUUCAGCAAAAAAUCACAGACGCCAGAGUCAGUGGUGAUCAGUUGGGUAUUGCGAGGGAGACUAAACGACUCAUGGAUUACAUGAAGUUGCAUAAUUGCAAUCCUGUCAAAGCUAUGAUUGUUCCCAUGUGUCAGGCACCUGUAUUCCUCUCUUUCUUUUUGGCCUUGAGAGGAAUGGCAAAAUUGCCUGUGGAUAGUAUGAAAACUGGGGGACUCUUCUGGUUUGAAAACCUCACAGUUCCCGAUCCCUAUUACUUGUUGCCUGUAAUUACUGCGGGGACACUUGCUCUUACAAUUAAACUGGGAAUGGACACCCCUCAGGUGAAUAGUAUGGGCUGGAUGAAGUAUGUGGUCAACGCAGUGCCUAUUUUUAUUCUUCCCUUCAUGAUUAAUUUUCCAGCGGCCCUUACGUUCUAUUGGACGAUAACGAAUCUGUAUGGAAUGGGUCAGGUGUUUCUCUUGAAGAUUCCGGCGGUUCGAGAGUACUUCAAAAUUCAGACAAGACUUGUUCAUCCUCCUGAUGCUCUCAUGAAGCCGAAAAAGUUCAAGGAAGGAUUCAAAGAGUCAUGGACAAACAUGAAAUUAGCUCGUGAAAUGACAGCUCGAGAGCAAAUAGACGUAGUUCAGUUCAACAAAGCUGGCAGAGGACCACUACAGAAGACCUAUAGCUACAACCCUGUGCAAGAGCAUCUGAAGAAAACCCAAGUGAUGGCCAAGAAGAGUUAAAACAAUCUGUACAGACUGCGUACCAUAAGUCCUCUAAUUUGUAAAUUAAAACUAGUUAGAAUAAUAACAAUAAAUUGAAAAUAAAAGAA
Molecule: messenger RNA, 1599 nt
Organism: Fopius arisanus
Lineage: Eukaryota; Metazoa; Arthropoda; Insecta; Hymenoptera; Braconidae
Gene: OXA1L
Product: OXA1L mitochondrial inner membrane protein
Exons: 4
Coding region: 131-1510 (459 amino acids)
Biological process (GO): protein insertion into mitochondrial inner membrane from matrix
Cellular component (GO): mitochondrial inner membrane
Molecular function (GO): membrane insertase activity
Source: RefSeq, a predicted model, not a curated record